AUGGCAAGCAUAGUCGUGAGUAACAUUUCACAAGCACUGCGGUUUCGUAUUCUUUGCUUCAAGGAACGUGAUCAUUCCAAGAUGCGAUUCAAUGCCUCGUCCAUGGUAUUUUUUCGUUUUCUUCUACAAGUCCUCGUAAUCUGGUGUGUUAUCUAUUUGCUCAAUCAUCUCUGCUUGCGUUUCCAAGCAACGAAGCGGCCCUACAUUCGUUUACUCAGAUCGUUAGGUUGUCAUGUCUCGAUAUUUAACAUCGGAUUCUAUACAACAUCGUUUAAUCGUGCGUUCUAUCGAAUCGGAACAAGCAAUGCUCGUCUAUGGAAAAUCUGGUUUACCAUAGGCAUACUUGUAGCUUUCGGAACAGCUGUCACGGCUUGUUUUACAUUGCUCGUUUUACCAAUGAAAUAUAUCUAUGAAUUGCAAAGAAGAAUGCCAUCAAAAUUCGAACUAUCAUUGAAUACAAAUGGUGGCACGCAGUCAUUGCUUGAAAAUGCAAGUCAUCAAAACGAAGCAGUCGAAGAUGAUCGCGAUAAAUUAUUGAUACAACCUAUUAUUCCUGGCAUUAAUGUGCCACUAGAACAGAUUCCACAUUUCUUCUUAGCGUUACUUCUGUGUACUAUAUUUCAUGAGUUUGGCCAUGCUGUUGCAGCCUCAGCUGAACAAAUUCGUGUAAAUGGUUGCGGGUAUUUUUUAUUUCUUGUGUAUCCAGGUGCGUAUGUUGAUCUACAUCAAGAACAAUUACAAAUGAUAUCUGCUGUAAGACAAUUGAGAAUUUAUUGUGCUGGUGUUUUUCAUAAUAUGGUUUUAGUUCUUAUCGCUCUUAUUUUCCUUCUCCUCAAUCCGAUUUUUCUUCGAUAUUUUUACACAGAAGCAGCGACUGUCUACCGUGUAUCGAAAGAUUCACCGAUACGCGAUCUUCUACCUAUUCAUUCGAUAAUUCAAGCCAUUGAUGCAUGUCAUGUGAAUACAUCUAAAGAUUGGUAUCAAUGUUUACGCACGAUCAAUGAUCGAACUCCGCAGCAAAGUAGUGGGUACUGUUUAACUCAAACUGAAAUACAACUUCAUUCAAGUCAUAUUGAACUCAAUCAAACAAGCCAUCAUGACUGUUGUCAAAACUUAUCUCAAAAAAACUAUUGUUUUCUCUUUCAUUCCAAACAAUAUCCUGAUCAAAACGGUGCAUGUAUGGAAGCUCGAGUUGUAAUUAAACAUCCAUCUUGUUUAGUCAACAGCGAUUGUCAGAGUUAUCAAGAAGAUGCCUCAUGUAUUCAUCCAUUUUCAUCGGACAAUAUUACACGCUUGAUACGUAUUGCGCAUUCCAAUGGCCCACCAAUACUUUUUGUUGGUUCCAUUCAUGAAAUCUAUCGAACUAUCAGUAUCCAGUCUUACAAGCCAAACUACCGAUACUUUCCAACGGCACUCAUACAUGACAUUCCACUAUUUUUCCAAUAUCUUGGCGCAUUUUCAUUCGCAUUAGCCUUCUUCAAUGCUGUACCAUGUUAUGCGUUAGAUGGUCAAUAUAUCCUCUCUUCAUUCGUCGAAUAUUUAUAUCCAAGUUUGUUCAAACGGCGUCGUGCUGGUAUUCUACUUGGUUUAAUUUUCGGUACUUGUCUUUUGAUUAUUAAUGUUUCACUUGCUUUUGCUCGUUACUUUCUUUAA
Molecule: messenger RNA, 1653 nt
Organism: Adineta ricciae
Lineage: Eukaryota; Metazoa; Rotifera; Eurotatoria; Adinetida; Adinetidae
Source: the annotation of a GenBank genome assembly